UAGUAGAAGACACUUGCCCAAUGUGCCACGCAGUGGUUGGUAAGCAAGCUACUUACCACACAGUCACUCCUGCGCCUAUAUAAAUAUAUCACAAGAUAAUGAUGUUUCAUUUAUCAUGUUUACAUUCUUCGCUUCAAAUCAAUUAAAGGAUGACAUUGGCAUAAAAGAACUUUUUUUUACAUUAGCUAAAUCUUGAACGUUUAUCAUCUUUUAAAGACUAAAGGAGAACGUUAUACAGAAUAGAAAUGAUCAUAUUGCUAUAAAGUAUGAAAUAUUUGCUCUGAACUGAGACAAAUAGCAACAUUUUCCUAUUCGUUAUUUAGUGGUUUUGCAUUCUAAUUAACUUUGAAAGUGUUUGUAAAGGAGUUUGCAGCAUCAUUAGAUGUUGAUAAGGAUCACAGUUGACGGCACUGGAGAUAAUUGUAACAAAUAAAAUAUAAAAGGAAAACGAAGGAAAAUAUUCGUAUAUUGAGUUCAAAAGAGAAAAAGAAGGGAAAAAAUUUAAUUCUGCAACAAAUUAAAGGUUUGGAGUUUUGUAUUCAUUCGGAGAUGUCGAAUGAUAUCCAAAAAUCAUCAUAUCACUGUGAUAUCUGUGGUAAAUCAUUCACUAAAAGUAGUGACUUCACAACUCAUAAACGUAUUCAUACAGGAGAGAAACCAUAUCAUUGUGAUAUCUGUGGUAAAUCAUUCUCUCAAAAUAUUCACUUAACUACACACAAGCAUAUUCAUACAGGGAAGAAACCAUAUGACUGUGAUAUCUGCGAUCAGUCAUUCUCUCAUAAUAGUGCCUUAACUACACACAAACAUAUUCAUACAGGAGAGAAACCAUAUGACUGUGAUAUCUGCGGUAAAUCAUUCACUGAAAAUAGUAGUUUAACAAAGCACAAACGUAGUCAUACAGGGGAGAAACCAUUUCACUGUGACAUUUGUGGUAAAUUAUUUUCUCAAAAAGGUAAUCUAACAACUCAUAAACACAUUCAUACAGGAGAAAAACAAUUUCACUGUGAUAUCUGUGGUAAAUUAUGCUCUCAAAAAGGUAACCUAGCCACACAUAAACGUAGUCAUACAGGAGAGAAGCCAUUUCAAUGUAAUAUUUGUGGUAGAUCAUUCUCUCGAAUUGAUAAGUUAACUUCUCACAAACGUAUUCAUACAGGAGAGAAACCAUAUCACUGUGAUAUCUGUGGCAAAUCAUUCUCUGUAAAUAGUAUCUUAACUACACACAAACGUAUUCACACAGGAGAGAAGCCAUAUCAUUGUGAUAUCUGUGGUAGAUCCUUCUCUGGAAGUUGUGACUUGACUAACCACAAACGUAUUCAUACGGGACAGAAGCCAUAUCACUGUGAUAUCUGUGGCAAAUCAUUCUCUGUAAGUAGUGCCUUAACAACUCACAAACGUAUUCACACAGGAGAGAAGCCAUUUCACUGUGCUAUCUGUGGUAAAUCGUUUUCUCGAAUACAUAACUUGGCUUCUCACGAACGUAUACAUACGGGAGAGAAGCCAUAUUGCUGUGAAAUCUGUGGCAAAGCAUUUACUCAAAGAAGUCAUUUAACUACACAUGUAUCAAUCCAUAUGAAAGUGUGACUGAAUCAUUGCCACAACUCAUUACAGCACAUGUCAGUAACUAAUAUUUUAAGGCGGUGAGCUGGCAGAAACGUUAGCACGCCGGGCGAAAUGCUUACCGGUAUUUCGUCUGCCAUUACGUUCUGAGUUCAAAUUCCGCCGAGGUCGACUUUGCCUUUCAUCCUUUCGGGGUCGAUAAAUUAAGUACCAGUUAUGCACUGGGAUCGAUGUAAUCGACUUAAUCCCAUUGUCUGUCCUUGUUUGUCCCUUCUGUGUUUAGCCCCUUGCGGGCAAUAAAGAAAUAAGUAACUAAGAUUUUAAAACCGUUUCCCAUGCUGAAGCAUGAGCCUUGUGAAUUUACCAGAAAUCCAUGAAGCCAUGGCAAUAAUUAUACUCAUCAUUGUUCCGUUUUUGGAGAAAGUGUUUUGCAGCCAGAUGUCCUUGAUGCCAACGAUUUUAGUAACCAAGUUACCUGGGAUACAUAUAGUUUAUCUGGACACAAUCUGUUGAUUAAAAUUCAUUCCAUUUAAGAAAUAACUUGUAUAACCAUAAAUGUAUUCACCAGGAAAGAAAAUUCAGCAGUGUGAUAACAAGCUGCUGUCACUAUAUUUUAUAUCACUACAGUUAUAUCAACAUUGGUGAGAUAACAUAUUACUGUGAUAUAUUUUAAAUAAAAAGCAUUCUCAUAAAGGAUAUAGGAAAGAUAUUGUUGAUGUAUUUGAUAUUCUGGGUGAAUAACUGAGAAAUAUGUUCUCAGAGAUCUGUAAUAUCGCUGUAACAUUUGUUAUGAUCUCAAUAAAUAAAAUUUAAAACAAAAA
This is a messenger RNA of Octopus bimaculoides (California two-spot octopus), 2378 nucleotides long. RefSeq lists its product as uncharacterized. Gene Ontology annotation, molecular function: DNA-binding transcription activator activity, RNA polymerase II-specific; RNA polymerase II cis-regulatory region sequence-specific DNA binding. The record is from RefSeq and is a predicted model, not a curated record. Gene Ontology annotation, cellular component: nucleus. NCBI's taxonomy places the organism in Eukaryota, Metazoa, Mollusca, Cephalopoda, Octopoda, Octopodidae. Gene Ontology annotation, biological process: regulation of transcription by RNA polymerase II.